This is a messenger RNA of Jaculus jaculus (lesser Egyptian jerboa), 2650 nucleotides long. RefSeq names its product armadillo repeat containing X-linked 1 (gene Armcx1). Gene Ontology annotation, molecular function: protein binding. Lineage: Eukaryota; Metazoa; Chordata; Mammalia; Rodentia; Dipodidae. Gene Ontology annotation, cellular component: mitochondrion. The transcript has 4 exons. The record is from RefSeq and is a predicted model, not a curated record. Bases 856 to 2253 code for a protein of 465 amino acids.
UGCCUUUUCUCUCUUAUUUGUCGAGCGUGCAAGUGAUAGGAGACAGAAAUUGGCUUUAUCCUGAGGGAAGGAGGAGAGAAGGUAAUUGCCUGGAUCCUGGCAGGCAGGUCUGUGUGAGGAUAAGCACUGCCUGAGGAUCUCUGCCUUGCGGGUAGCGGAGGGCUGAGAUGCCAGGGACAUAGAUAGCCUGCUUUCUCCACAAACUUGCACUGUUUCUGGUCCUUAUUAGAACAAAAAAAUGGAUUCCAGGGUAGAUCCUAGACUAGGAGAGGGGGGAUUCUUUGGGAUGCCAGGACCUUGAAUUGGGCAGGGCCGGUAUUAAGACUGAUGCGUAUGUGCCCAUUUAUCAAGCCAGAAUAUUGAGGCAGUGUUAGUCUGCUGUUCCCCUGUCAUUCAUUAGAGUGCUGUACCUUUCUCAGAAAAGGAAUAAUCUACACUGAAUUCCUGAAGGAAGAGCGUGUGUGGCGUCACCUUUGGAAGAAGUGACUGACUGGGGAGUGUGUGCCUGCUAGAGCUAGGAAGGCGGAGUUGAAAUAGAGGAUCAUUGAAAGAGAAGGAAGGAGACCUAGGAAGAAGAGUAGGAUGGAGAUAAUGAAUUUUAAAGCAACAGCUUUGUGAAGCAAAGAAGGUCUACAGGAGCCUAGAAAGAGGAGGAAGGAACUGCCUGGAUCUCUCAGCGUGUAGGAGGGCACAAUUGUGUCAGGACGUCUGGAAGGGUAGAGGUCUUGGGGAACUUAUAAGUCUCACUGUAACUGUGGCAGCAGCACCUGCCUCUUGCAGCAGAAGACUGCCCUCACCUGGAAGUUUCUCUGGACCUGAGCCAGCCCAGGUUAAGGGAUUCACCCCAACUCUACCAUGGGCCGCACUCGGGAAGCUGGCUGUGUGGCAGCCGGCAUGGUCAUCGGGGCUGGAGCUUGUUAUUGUGUGUACAGACUGACCUGGGGGAAAGAUGAUAAUGAAAAAAUGUGGGAUGAUGAAGAAGAUGAAGAGGAAGAAGAGGAAGAGGAGGAGGAAGAGUCUUAUAGUGACACUUCAGAAAUUGGGGGUGAGACUGAGAGAGGGGCUACAACUAAUAUUGGGGUGAGAACCGGAGGCAAAUCUCAAGGUGACUUAAAGGCCAAAGCUGAGGUGAGCUUGAGACUUGAAAGUGGUCCAAGUGUAAAGAAGGAAGCCUGCCCAGAACCCCAGAGUGGAGGUGGUUUAGAGGCUAAAGCUAAGGCCCUUUUCAGCAUCCUGAAGGAACAGGCAAGUGCAAAGGCAGGCAGAGGGAUCAGGGUUGGUAACAUCUCUGGGAACAGGACACUGGCACCAAGUUUGCCCUGCCCAGGAGGCAGGGGUGGAGGAUGCCACCCCACGAGGAGUGGAUCUAGGGCUGUGAGCAGGACAAGUGGGAAAUCCAAGGGAAAGAACCGAAAUAAGAACACCAAGGCUCCAGCUACAACAUGGCCAGUACGCAGGGGCAAAUUCAACUUUCCCUAUAAAAUUGAUGAUAUUCUGAGUGCUCCUGACCUUCAAAAGGUCCUUAACAUCCUGGAGAGAACAAAUGAUCCUUUUAUUCAAGAAGUAGCAUUAGUCACACUGGGUAAUAAUGCAGCAUAUUCAUUUAACCAAAAUGCCAUACGUGAAUUGGGUGGUGUCCCAAUUAUUGCAAAGCUGAUAAAAACGAGAGACCCCAUUAUUAGGGAAAAGACUUACAAUGCACUCAAUAACUUGAGUGUUAAUGCUGAAAAUCAGGGCAAGAUUAAGACAUAUAUCAGCCAAGUGUGUGAUGAUACUAUGGUCUGUCGCUUGGAUUCAGCUGUGCAGAUGGCUGGACUAAGAUUGUUAACCAACAUGACGGUGACUAAUCAUUACCAGCAUUUGCUUUCCUAUUCUUUUCCAGACUUUUUUGCUUUGUUAUUCCUAGGAAAUCACUUCACCAAGAUACAGAUCAUGAAACUAAUUAUAAACUUUACUGAAAAUCCAGCCAUGACAAGAGAGCUGGUCAGUUGUAAAGUACCAUCAGAAUUGAUUUCCCUGUUUAAUAAAGAAUGGGAUAGAGAGAUUCUUCUUAAUAUUCUCACCCUUUUUGAAAAUAUAAAUGACAACAUAAAAAGUGAAGGGCUGGCAUCUUCCAGGAAAGAAUUCAGCAGAAGUUCAUUAUUUUUCUUAUUCAAAGAAUCUGGUGUAUGUGUUAAGAAAAUCAGAGCAUUGGCCAACCACAAUGAUCUGGUUGUGAAAGUCAAAGUCCUCAAAGUCUUAACCAAAUUGUAAUUGGUGAUUUUGUCUAAACAACACUGAAGUCAUGUUUCGUAGAUGCACGUGGGAACAAUGUGUUUUGUAAAUUGUUUUGUUUUCACUGUGCUUAUAUGGCAAAGAAAUCUAUUCAGCUGCUAUUUAGGCAUAAUGAAUACCACCAAUUAUCAGCAUCGAUCAAUGUUGGGUUAACUGGGCCAUUUUUAAAGAUGCCAAAUACAUAUUAGAGCUUCUACAAAGAAAGCAUUUAUUGAUUUGAUUUGCUACCUAGAUUGAAAUAUUUUUAUUCUUUAUCUAAGAGAGUGAAGUAAUUAUACAUCAUGAAUAAGCUAUACUUUUGUAUUGAGUUUUGAUUUACAUUUAUUAAUCUAAGACUUGUGUUUUACCAAUAAAGUUGUGUUUAAGAAGCAAAAAA